Molecule: messenger RNA, 1795 nt
Organism: Rhinopithecus roxellana (golden snub-nosed monkey)
Lineage: Eukaryota; Metazoa; Chordata; Mammalia; Primates; Cercopithecidae
Gene: ASB10
Product: ankyrin repeat and SOCS box containing 10
Exons: 6
Coding region: 128-1531 (467 amino acids)
Biological process (GO): intracellular signal transduction
Molecular function (GO): protein binding
Source: RefSeq, a predicted model, not a curated record
GGCCAGGUCAGGCUCAGAGCGUGGGACACAGGGGCCUUCUGCCUCCGCCUGUAUUUCCCUCCUGCUCUCUCUCUCUCUGCCUUUGGCAUAUACCUCUCCUCCUCCCCACUCCCCUUUCCCCGCCCACAUGCUCAUGAGUUGGACUCCAGAAGAGAGCAAGGGGCAGGGAGAGCCCCUAGAUGACAGACACCCCCUCUGUGCCAGGCUGGUGGAGAAGCCCAGUAGAGGGUCUGAGGAACACCCCAAGUCUGGCCUGGGACCCAUCGUCACCCGCACGGCCUCAGGACCUGCCCUUGCCUUCUGGCAGGCAGUGCUGGCUGGGGACGAGGGCUGCGUCUCCCGCAUCCUCGCGGAUUCCAGUACUGGCCUGGCUCCUGAUUCUGUCUUUGAUACCAGCGACCCAGAGCGAUGGAGGGAUUUCCGCUUCAACAUCCGUGCUCUGAGACUGUGGUCUCUGACAUACAAAGAGGAGCUGACCACCCCACUGCAUGUGGCGGCCAGCCGUGGCCACACCGAAGUCCUGCGGCUGCUGCUGAGGCGGCGAGCAAGGCCAGACAGUGCCCCUGGGGGCCGCACCGCCCUGCACGAGGCCUGUGCUGCAGGCCACACUGCCUGUGUUCAUGUGCUGCUGGUGGCAGGAGCCGACCCCAACAUCGCUGACCAGGAUGGGAAACGCCCCCUGCAUCUCUGCCGGGGACCUGGCACCCUUGAGUGUGCGGAGCUGCUCCUGAGGUUUGGAGCAAGAGUGGAUGGUCGGUCCGAGGAGGAAGAGGAGACCCCUUUGCAUGUGGCUGCCCGGCUUGGCCAUGUGGAGCUGGCAGAUCUGCUUCUAAGACGGGGGGCAUGUCCUGAUGCCCGCGAUGCCGAAGGCUGGACCCCACUGCUGGCUGCCUGUGACAUCCACUGCCAGUCCACCGCCGAUGCCGAGGCCACCACGGCCUGCUGCCUGCAGCUGUGCAGCUUGCUGCUUUCAGCUGGAGCAGACGCCGAUGCUGCCGACCGGGACAAGCAUCGACCCCUGCACCUGGCCUGUCGCCGUGGCCAUGCAGCUGUCGUGGAGCUGCUCCUGUCCUGUGGCGUCAGUGCCAAUGCCAUGGACUAUGGGGGACACACGCCCCUGCACUGCGCUCUGCAGGGCCCAGCUGCAGCCCUGGCCCAGAGCCCCGAGCACGUGGUUCGGGCUCUGCUCAACCACGGUGCCGUCCGUGUCUGGCCAGGGGCCCUCCCCAAGGUGCUGGAGCGCUGGAGCACGUGCCCUCAGACCAUUGAGGUCCUGAUGAACACCUACAGUGUUGUGCAGCUUCCCGAGGAGGCUGUGGGCCUGGUGCCUCCUGAAACUCUGCAGAAACAUCAGCGUUUCUACUCCUCCCUCUUCGCCUUGGUGAGGCAGCCCAGGUCGCUGCAGCAUCUGAGCCGCUGUGCGCUCCGCUCCCACCUGGAGGGCAGCCUGCCCCACGCGCUGCCCCGCCUCCCCCUGCCACCGCGCCUGCUCCGCUACCUGCAGCUGGAUUUUGAGGGCGUGCUCUACUAGAUGACCACGGCCUUUUGAGAGGGCCUGAAAGCAGAUGCCCCAGCCUACAGAGGGCGCACCUCUGCACUAACUCAGGCCAGGUAGCCUAACAGCAGGAGGCCCAGCUACGCAGGCAGGUGUGGAUGCUGCAAUUCCCAGUGCAGAGAAGUGGACUGACAGCGGCCGCCAGAUGAUGUCUGAUGAAGACACACUCCUGUCGGGGCUCUCCUGGGGCCCCCUUCUAGCCUGUGCAAACCCUGUAUGUGCAUUAAAAGUCUUCAGGUC